AGGAAGUCUUGAUUCUCUUGAAAUAAACCGACUGCUGAGACAGCGGCAAGUUUGAAUCCAUGCCAAAGAUCUGUACGCGCAUUUUGGCUAUAAUGAAUAGCAUAGUUUCUUAAUCUGGCUAAAAGGUCCACAUUAACACGAAAUACAUCCCUGUUUCAUCUUUAAAAUAGGUGAAGAUUUUCGUGCCAACGCGUGAAGCGGUGUCUGGGAAAACUGGUUUGACCGGAGAACCGGGCGAAAGCGGUAUGAACUGGAUCAACCUCAAUCCUAACCUUGAGACGUUGGAAGAGUUUUGUUAUGGUGGAUAACGUUCUCACUGAAUAUACACUCUUAAAAACUUGUCUUUAACGAAACUAAAUCGUCAUCAAUGCCUGUUGCAAUGACUAGUAUCGAACAAGCGUCUUCUUUGCUGGAUUUUAGUCAAAAACUUGACAUAAACCUUCUUGACAAUGUUGUGUUCUGUUUCUACAGCAGCGACGGCGCAGAGCAAAAAGCGGCAAAUCAAGUACUCACACAGCUAAAACAGCAUCCAGAUGCAUGGACAAGAGUUGACAGCAUACUUGAAUAUUCGAAAAGUUUACAAACCAAGUUUUUCGCUCUGCAAGUCUUGGAAGUCGUGAUUAAAACUCGAUGGAAGAUUUUACCUAGAGAGCAAUGUGAGGGGAUAAAGAAAUACAUUGUUGGAUUGGUCAUAAAGAACUCCAUGACAGCUGACAACCAAAUUGAGAAAGACAAGUCUUAUGUUGGAAAAUUGAACAUGAUUUUGGUUGAGAUCUUAAAGCAUGAAUGGCCAAAAAAUUGGCCAACUUUUAUCAGCGAUAUUGUUGGUGCCAGUAAAGCGAAUGAAACUAUUUGUGAAAAUAAUAUGAAAAUACUAAAACUUUUAAGCGAAGAGGUUUUUGAUUUCUCAAGUGGUCAAAUUACUCAGACAAAAGCUAAACAUCUCAAGGACUCAAUGUGCAGUGAAUUCUCACAGAUUUUUACACUUUGUCAGUUUGUAAUGGAAAAUUCUCAGAAUGUACCUUUGGUUGAAGCAACCUUGCAAACACUACUAAAAUUUCUAAACUGGAUUCCACUAGGCUAUAUAUUUGAAACCAAACUCAUAACAACUAUGAUAUACAAGUUCCUUAAUGUUCCAAUGUUUCGAAAUGUAACUUUGAAAUGUCUGACAGAGAUUGCUGCUAUUAUUCAUUCACAAUAUGAUGAUCAGUUUUUACAACUAUAUACACUGACAAUGACUCAAUUGAAGCAGAUGUUGCCAUUGUCGACAAAUAUCAAAGAGGCAUACACAAAUGGUCGAGAUGACGAGCAGAAAUUCAUCCAAAAUUUAAGUUUAUUUCUCUGCAGUUUUUUAAAGGAACAUGGGCAACUUGUAGAGGCAAAGGUUGAUCUUCAUACAACAUUGUUAGAGUCUCUCCAUUACUUAGUCUUGAUAUCAGAAGUAGAAGAAAUUGAAAUAUUCAAGAUAUGUCUUGAAUAUUGGAAUAAUUUAGCUGGAGAUUUGUACCGAGAAAGUCCAUUUUCAUCGUCUCACAGUCCUUUGCUCAUUGGCUCAUUGCAACAGCAGAAUGUGCCUCCAAGAAGGCAGAUCUAUUUACAAGUGUUGUCAAAGGUUCGAAUAACGAUGAUAUCAAGGAUGGCAAAACCGGAGGAAGUUCUUGUUGUCGAGAACGAUCAAGGUGAAGUCGUACGUGAAUUUAUGAAAGAUACGGAUGCCAUCAAUCUUUAUAAGAAUAUGAGAGAAACCUUGGUAUAUCUUACUCACUUGGACUAUCAAGACACUGAAGUCCACAUGACUGAGAAACUACAGGCACAAGUAGAUGGUUCUGAAUGGUCAUGGAAAAAUUUGAACACUCUAUGCUGGGCCAUAGGCUCCAUCAGUGGCGCCAUGCACGAAGAAGACGAGAAGAGAUUUCUAGUUACUGUAAUCAAGGAUUUACUUGGACUGUGCGAGAUCAAACGAGGGAAGGAUAAUAAAGCAAUAAUCGCGUCGAAUAUAAUGUACAUAGUUGGUCAAUAUCCACGAUUUUUAAGAGCUCAUUGGAAGUUCCUCAAAACUGUUGUAAAUAAAUUAUUUGAGUUUAUGCACGAAACACAUGAUGGUGUUCAAGAUAUGGCCUGUGACACUUUCAUAAAGAUUGCACAGAAAUGUCGACGUCAUUUUGUCCAGGUGCAAGUGGGUGAAGUAAUGCCUUUUAUUGAGGAAAUACUCAACACUAUUCAAUCCAUUAUAUGUGAUUUACAGCCUCAACAGAUUCAUACAUUCUAUGAAGCUGUCGGCUACAUGAUAAGUUCCCAGUUGGACGCAGUUGUUCAGGAAAGACUUAUUGAGAAAUACAUGUCUUUACCGAAUCAUGUUUGGGACACUAUCAUAAAAGAUGCGACAAAGAAUGUGGACACCUUGAAGAACAUGGAAACUGUAAAACAACUUAGUAAUAUUUUAAAGACAAAUGUUCACGGUUGCAAGGCUAUUGGUCAUGCUUUCGUCACGCAACUUGGUCGUAUUUAUCUUGACAUGUUAAACGUUUAUCGAUGUCUUAGCGAGAACAUUUCAUCGGCUGUAGCCGCUAAUGGACCUUUGGUUACCAAGCAACCAUUAAUACGGGGGAUGCGUGGCGUGAAAACGGAGACAUUGCGGUUAAUCUCGACAUGGGUUAGUAAGUCGAAUGACGCUAAACUCGUGUGUGAUAAUUUCAUCCCACCAUUACUGGAGGCUGUGCUUGGUGAUUAUCAACGCAAUCUACCUGCCGCUCGGGAACCGGAAGUAUUGAACACCAUGGCAAUGAUGACGAAUAAGCUUGGGAAUUUCGUUACAGACCAGAUACCGCAAAUAUUAGAAGCUCUUUUUGGCUGUACGUUGGAAAUGAUAAACAAGGAUAUGGAGGAAUGGCCCGAACAUCGAACGAAUUUCUUUCUACUACUUAAAGCUGUUGUUGAACAUUGUUUUACAGCUUUGUUGAAAAUACCUGCAGAACAAUUCAAACUUGUCCUUGACUCCAUUGUCUGGGCCUUUAAACACACAAUGCGAAAUGUUGCGGAUACAGGAUUAGAAAUCUUGUAUACUUUGUUGAAAAAUGUCGAGAAAAGUGAUACGUCAUCGCAGAACUUUUAUCAAACUUACUAUACAAUGAUUUUACAACAUAUAUUCUCUGUUGUCACUGAUACCUCUCAUACUGCAGGUCUUAACCAUCAUGCCACUAUUCUUUCACACAUGUUUCAUUUACUGGAAGCUGGAAAGAUUGUGGCUCCACUUUAUGAUCCUGCACAUCAUCCCGGUGUCUCUAACAACCACGAAUACGUUCAACAGUUUGUGUCGAAUCUUCUCAAACAGGCUUUUCCUCAUUUAAACGGUGAUCAAUUACGUAUUUUGGUGGAAGGUUUCUUCACGUUAAAUCAGGACAUACCGGCAUUUAAGGAACAUUUGAGAGACUUCUUAGUUCAAAUCAAGGAAUUCCGCGGUGAGGACACCUCUGAUCUGUUUUUACUGGAACGCGAAGCUGAACUGAAGAAGGCACAGGAUGUUAAACGACAAAUUCAGUUGACGGUACCGGGUAUUAUAAAUCCCCAUGACAUACCGGAAGAAAUGCAGGAUUAGUUAAUAUCCUACUUUCAUCCCCUUAUGUCCAUGUUUUAUCACCAUCAUCUAUCCUUCUCCUCCUCAUUCAGUUGUGAGACUACGUUGAGUCUACCUUACGGCUUGAGGGGGAAUGAAUGAUAGUUUUGUUCUCUGCGUUGACUGAAGCAACAAGAACUAUGAUACUAUCGAUUGUUGUUCCUUUCGAAAACUUGGACUAUAUAUGUGAUUUUAGGAUCACAAAGUAUCAAGUGAUGGAUCCACAAGUACCCUUUCCAAUAGUACGUAGUAUAAGUACCAUGUGGGCCAUUAAAGACAAUUGCCCUUUAUAAGAGCGCGCUAUCUUUGUUUAUUGAAGUUUCAUCUCUAUUAUUUCCAUCUAUUUAUGAAAAUAAUUUUUCGAUUCUUA
Molecule: messenger RNA, 3983 nt
Organism: Xenia sp. Carnegie-2017
Lineage: Eukaryota; Metazoa; Cnidaria; Anthozoa; Malacalcyonacea; Xeniidae
Product: exportin-1-like
Exons: 31
Coding region: 368-3595 (1075 amino acids)
Biological process (GO): ribosomal small subunit export from nucleus; ribosomal large subunit export from nucleus; protein export from nucleus
Cellular component (GO): nucleus; cytoplasm
Molecular function (GO): small GTPase binding; nuclear export signal receptor activity
Source: RefSeq, a predicted model, not a curated record